AUGAUGUCCCCCUCGGGCUCGCCACAGUCUCACUAUCUCGUUCCUUCAAUUAAUUUCAAGGAGCUGAUUAAUUUUGCAGGCUACGCGUCCACCGUGUCAGCAGUUUCCAUCUGAUCCUCUCUGGUAAAUGGUUGCUUUCCGCCAUCGUCCGCGGACGGUUCGCUGGCGGUUGCCAAGGCCAGGUCGCCGCCCCCAGUUAAAACACGUCCAGAGCCACCAGUUCGGCGGACGCCUGAAUACAACGCCCCCACGACACCCAACACACCCCUCCGCAAGAUGUCUCUCCUCGAGGUGGAAACGGACUCAGAAGGGGUUGAGGCAGAAGACGCGAAACUCGCCGCCGCACCCUCUCCGCCCCCACCUCCUCCUCAGAUGCAGCUUCACUAUCCCUAUCCUGGAAUGCAGGGCAACCCCCAUCAUCCACCAGUUCGGAGUGGCAGGACCUUUGGAAGUCACUUCAGCGGCGGCGGCGGAGGCGGAACUGCCUCCUCACCCUUCAUCGGCGCUAAAGGUCACUUGCGGUCGCCUACAUCCCCUCCCCCGGCCUCGCAUCAGUUCCCCUAUGCUCAGCGACGACUGCCUACCGACGGUGGGUCCGCCCUGCGGUUCGGCGGCGGCGGCGGUGGUCUCCGAAAAACACCGCCGGUGCAGCAGCAGCAGCAGCAACUAAGAAACCCACCCGCCACCGGCUACCCUGUGGUCACCCGGCCAACCGUAUCGUCGCCCCGCGUCGUAAUGGCCGGUCGCACUGGAACCACCAUUCAACCCGCUGCUGCUGCUGCUGCUGCUACGGCCAGCAGCGCCACGGGCAACUUGUACAUAAACGGGAAGUGA
Molecule: messenger RNA, 834 nt
Organism: Mesocestoides corti
Lineage: Eukaryota; Metazoa; Platyhelminthes; Cestoda; Cyclophyllidea; Mesocestoididae
Source: the annotation of a GenBank genome assembly